AUGUCGACCAUGAAGCAAUGGAUUGUCGAGGGAAAGGACAAGGACUUCGACGGCCUGGUCUAUCAGGAUGCGCCGGUGCCGAGAGUCGGCGAGAGCGAGGUGCUGGUGAAGCUUCAAGCUGUGUCGCUAAACUACCGUGACUUGGUCAUUCCAAAGGGCAAAUACUUGUUACCGUGUAACUUCCCCAUUGUCCCUGCUUCCGACGGAGCUGGAGAGGUUGUCGAGGUCGGUUCUAAUGUUACCGAGUUCAAGAAGGGAGAUAAGGUGGCGACUCUGUUCAAUCAGGGACACCAGUACGGUGAGAUUGAUAUUCCCGCGACACACACUAGCUUGGGUGGGGAGAUUAAUGGUGCUCUGCGUGAAUAUGGCGUCUUUAACGAAAAGGGUCUCGUGAAGGCUGCCAGGAACCUCACCCCUCAAGAAAAUAGCACUCUAUCUUGUGCUGCUCUCACGAGUUGGAAUGCUUUAUACGGUCUGAAGCCAUUGAAGCCUGGUCAGACUGUCCUUGUCCAAGGAACCGGCGGUGUCAGCAUAUUCGGCUUGCAGUUUGCGAAAGCAGCCGGUGCAACCGUGAUCGCGACCACAUCCUCCGACCAGAAGGGCGAGAAGCUCAAAAAGCUCGGUGCCGACCAUGUUAUCAAUUAUAAGACCGACCCCAACUGGGGCGAAACCGCUCGCAAGCUCACCCCGGAUAGCGUGGGAGUGGAUCAUAUUAUUGAAGUUGGUGGACCUGGAACCAUGCGCCAGAGCUUCAACUGCAUCAAGUAUGAGGGUGUCAUCAGCGUGAUUGGGUUUUUGGCAGGCGUCAAGGCCCAAGACCAACCUGCCAUCUUGGACACGCUGAGCAACCUUUGCAUAGUCCGUGGUGUAUAUGUGGGUAGCAAGGCCCUUAUGCAAGAAAUGAUUCGCGCGAUCGAGGCCAACGAUAUCCACCCAGUUGUGGAUGAGAAGGUUUUCACUCUUGCGCAGGCCCGGAAGGCCUAUGAGUAUAUGUGGGCACAAAAACAUUUUGGAAAGUUGACCAUUAAGAUCAACUAA
Penicillium cataractarum is the source of this 1038-nucleotide messenger RNA. Its product is annotated as zinc-dependent alcohol dehydrogenase family protein. The transcript has 4 exons. The record is from RefSeq and is a predicted model, not a curated record. NCBI's taxonomy places the organism in Eukaryota, Fungi, Ascomycota, Eurotiomycetes, Eurotiales, Aspergillaceae. The coding region runs from base 1 to 1038 and encodes 345 amino acids. Gene Ontology annotation, molecular function: oxidoreductase activity.